AUGUCAUUUGCCUACGCAGCGACUCCCGAUACACGAGGCACCACUGCUGGGUGCCUAGUGUGCGACCUCAGGAGCGAGAUAUGCGUACGCCCUCCCGGAACCCACGUCUGCAUCGAUUGCCACUACUUCCAGAUACAGUGCCAUGGGCAGGGGCCGACUCCAUCCGAGAUGAAGAGUCACUAUUCCUAUCAAGCUGCCUGCGAGGAGAUCUACGAGGCCAUUAACAAUGCGAAUUCCCGCAACACUCACGAUCGCUUGGCCGCGACCAAGAGAUUUUCGGAUUUACAAGAACAGGCAAAGCUGGGUUUAGCCAAUGCCCUAGUCACUCAAGCCCAAUGCCAAGGAACCCUACCCUACCGGCGGAGUGGCACGUCGACUCCUGCAGCCUCCUUUUCCAGCGCCUCGGGAAUAAUGGAAUCGACACCCUUUGAGCCCAUCCCCGAAUUCGCCCUAUCCCCUCUAUCCCCGGCCUACACCUCAAAUCCUAUCCUAGAUUUCGACUCCACGCCCGGGCCUGGACAUCUCAAUCCCAUGAAUCUCCUGGACGGCGCUCCAGAUUAUGUGUUGUAUCCCGGAAACUCGAGUUUGUCAGGGACCACCGAGCAGAACAUGCACAAUUCGGAAGAACACCCUCAUCAUCUAAGUCCACUGACACCUGCGUGCCUUGAUCCAUUCGCUGCCUCGUCACAAAUUCAACCCGACAUUCAUGUAAUCAUCGAGAGCUUGAGGCCGUUCUUGUGGCACUGCGGAUACGAGCUUGUUCGUGUCAAGUGA
Molecule: messenger RNA, 774 nt
Organism: Cantharellus anzutake
Lineage: Eukaryota; Fungi; Basidiomycota; Agaricomycetes; Cantharellales; Hydnaceae
Exons: 4
Coding region: 1-774 (257 amino acids)
Source: RefSeq, a predicted model, not a curated record